AUGUCUCUGGUGGCUUACGAAUACAGUAGUGACGAAGCGUCGGAUAAUGAGGAAUCGGAAAAAGAGAACCCAACGGUGGUAGAACACGAUGGCACUCGAUCUGUCGACACCAGCUCGGAACAACACUUAACAGAUCCCGACAUCACCGAAUCGCCGAAAAAUCAUCUGCAUCUUCCAGCACCCAAAUGUCUCAACGAUCUCAACGUUGUGGAGGAAGAUGAUGAAUUCCUGCACAAAAAAGCAGUUCCGGCCAACAUUCCACUACCCCAGCCACCGUCCGCCUUGAAUAUGGCCACGAAACCCAAGGUACGUAAUGGUAAAGUGCAAAUUACCAUCCCAUCGAUGAAGGACUUCGGGGAAGAUGGGGACGAUGUGCAGAAUGCGAAGAAACAAAAGCCCAUCAUCGGUGCUGCACUACCGAACAAAUCGACCAACCUUUUAAGCAUGCUACCGAAACCACGAACAGCGCUUUUUGACGCAAAACCCACCAUGGGGCCAUCGUCCAGCAACUCAUCCUCGGGUCCAUCCACUAGCACCAGCUUUAGCAAACGUCUCGUACCGGACUCUGUUGCGAAUAGGCCGCGUAACGUACCGAUGAGUGCGACCAAAUCCAACAGUCGUGCACAAUCCGCUGAUUCUAGCACGAAAACCGACAAAGCUGCCACGCCAUCAUCGCAAGCCGACAACAGUGAUGAGGACGAUGAUGGAGACGAGCAAAUGGUGGAUUUCUUCUCCUUCAACAAAGUCGAUGAAUUGCCAACGGUCAGCACGAACGAAAUCAGCGCAAUGGUUGCUAAAAAAGCUGCCAAAAUAGCGGAGAACGUACGAAAGUAUACCGAAGCGGAUGAACAAUCGGAAGCCGCCGUAUCGAGUACGAUCGAAAACAGAAACGUGGCAGCACUAGCUCACCAGUCAGAUGCUGCGCCGGAGGAUCUGGCAAGCGAGACGGCUCUGUCCGCUCUUAUCGGUGGUAACCGUGCUAAACGGGGCCGUAUCGAAGAAGUCGAUCUGAUCGACAUCACGUCCGCCGAUAUCGUUCCAUCGAAGGAGGAUUUUUUGCGCCGCCAACUGCAGGAUGAAACGGGAUACGUGCCGACCGGCCACCUGGUGGGUGAUUGGACAUGUACCAGCAAGCGAAAGUCGCACAUUACCCAGCUGGCGAGCAAGGCGCAAGCUAACGCACAGGAACUGGAAGCAAUGUGGGCCGCAAACCGACAGUCCCGGAGGCAAACCCAAAGCAAAUACGGGUUUUGA
Molecule: messenger RNA, 1254 nt
Organism: Anopheles marshallii
Lineage: Eukaryota; Metazoa; Arthropoda; Insecta; Diptera; Culicidae
Product: proline-rich protein PRCC
Exons: 1
Coding region: 1-1254 (417 amino acids)
Cellular component (GO): nucleus
Source: RefSeq, a predicted model, not a curated record